AUUUGAUCUUUGAUAACCAGAACCACUGAACUGAAUUGAAUUGACAUGCAGCAACAACAACAAAAACCAACAUGGUUUUCAAUGUAACAAAGAUUCAGGGCAACAUCGUGUAAAGAAGUAAUAGAUAUUAUUCGUAGAGGAAUUCUACAUUGAUAAAAAAAUGGAGCAAAAAGUAGAUGAAUCUUCAGAAAUGGAAGAGCCAAAAGAUGCCAGCAGUACUGCUUCCAUUUCUACAGAGACUAAAGAUCAAUCAGAUUGUUAUCAUUAUACAAAAAAUGGAGAAUUUACUUCUGAAAUCUUCAAAAUAUGUGUGGACAAUUUGCCUCAUUAUGUUGGCUAUCAGCAAAUGAGAAAGACAUUUUCAAAACUGAAUGUUACACCAAGGAAACUAAAAUUUGAUCCAAAUUGCAAGCUUGCUUUCAUGACUUUCAGUUCAGAAGAAGAGAGAGAGGCUGCAAUCAAGGCUAUCAAUGGUUUUAAGUUCAAAAAACAUAUCCUCAGUGCAAAGAAAGCAAUGCCAAAGCCUGACCCUCAACUCCGUAAAAGACAAAUCAAAAGCUCAGAUAAUUUUGAAGGGAAAAGACAGAAACAAGAGGGGGAUGAGCAUGAAGGGCAGCCAACGGACGAUCUUUCUCCAGAGAUCAGGUUAAAAUAUGUUGUGACGAAACUCUGUGACAUGCCUUAUUCUGAACAGUUAAAGGUUAAAUUCAAUUCUGUUGCUGACGUGUUGAGAAACCUAGAUGAAGAUCUUGCUGCUGCUAGGCCGAAAACAUCGGAUUCAGAUGAAAGCUCAUACAAAUUAGAAGACAUCAUUCAAUCGCCAGUCCUAGAGAAGUAUCGAAACAAAGUUGAGUUUAAUAUUGGCCCUAAUACCGAAGAAAAUAUCACUGUUGGCUUUAGACUUGGUACAUAUAAAGACGAUAAUUUUGCCGUUGUUGAGCCUACAGAAUGCAUAAAUGUUAGCGACGAGGCCACAAAAAUCGCAAAGAUAUUUCAGGACUUCAUCCAAGGCUCAAGUCUUGCACACUACGAUCCUGGAAUACAUACAGGGUACUGGCGACAGUUGACUGUGAGAAAUUGUAUAUCAGGCGAAAUCAUGGUAAUAGUUCAAGUGCACCCUCAAAACAUGAAUCAGGAUGACGUCGAUAAUAUGAAGAAAACACUAAUUGAGUUGUUCAGUGGUCAAAAUGAGAUACACGUUUCGUCACUGUAUCUUCAACUGAAGGGCCAAGGACAAAUUGGUCAAAACAACUCUCAAAGCUACAUCCAUUUAAGUGGCAAAGAGGUUAUCUAUGAAAAUAUGUUGGAUCUUCAGUUUCAAAUAUCGCCAGAUGCAUUUUUUCAAGUCAAUACUCCAGCUGCUGAAAAACUGUAUUCCAAAAUAAGAGAAUGGUGUGAUAUAACAGAGGAUACAACCGUUCUGGACAUUUGUUGUGGAACUGGAACCAUUGGACUAUUUCUCGCAAAAGCUGGUGCCAAGAAAGUAAUUGGAAUCGAGCUUUGUCAACAAGCUAUAGAAGAUGCAAAGAAAAACGCUGCUUUGAAUGGAAUAACAAAUACUGAAUUUAUUUGCGGAAAAGCAGAAGACGCUUUGCCAAGGAUUGUUCACAGACUUCAGUCUCAAAAGGUGGUUGCUGUUGUUGAUCCACCAAGAGCUGGUCUACACAAAAAGGUUAUUUUAGCUUUACGAUCCUGUCUUCAAAUUAGAAGACUGGUUUUCGUAGCUUGCGAUGCUAAAAAGGCAUCUACAAACUUUUUGGACCUCUGCAGACCGACGACGAACAGAAAUAAAGGAGAUCCUUACAACUUGCUACGUGCUGUUCCAGUUGACCUCUUUCCCCACACGGCGCAUUGUGAAUCGAUUUUGUUAAUGGAGCGGUUCUCAAAAGACAGUAGUGAGUCUGCCUCUAUAGCUAGCAGUAGCAAUAUUGGAUCCAGUAAUACUCAGUCAAGUUCAGCUGAAGACGGUAAAGCGAUUGUAGAAGAACAUGUGGCAUGAACCUGUAUUAUAAACAAGAACUGUAAAAUCGUUAUUAUUUUACGACCCAUACACCAGGUAUCUCGCCAAUGUUGCUAUGAAAAACUAUAUGCCUUGUCUUAGUCGUAAGCAGUUCAAUUUGAAGUUACCUUUUUUUGUGCACUUCUUCUUUUGGCAGGUUGCAAGUUAUCUGGUAGAAAGCCCUAUUUGCCAAAAUAAAUCUGUCAUUAACUAAUCAGCUCUUGAUUGACUGUUUUUGGUUUAUACGUUUCAGUUUGACAGAAAAGUUCAUUCGUUAUCUGGUUCUUAAUAUGUGCCACGUGCUAAAGCAAGCAAUCUUACUGUAGUAGUGCCCCCCGUCAGUCAUCUCUGUACAACGCUUGCUGGCUGUACCUUAUAUCUGUCACCGUUGUAUAUUGCUUUUAUUCUCAGAUAGUCGUUAUAACGAAAAUUCAAUACCAGUCUCGCCUGUUUGUAGUAUCUCACAUUACAGAUAACCAGAAGAGA
Molecule: messenger RNA, 2485 nt
Organism: Rhopilema esculentum
Lineage: Eukaryota; Metazoa; Cnidaria; Scyphozoa; Rhizostomeae; Rhizostomatidae
Product: tRNA (uracil-5-)-methyltransferase homolog A
Biological process (GO): RNA processing
Molecular function (GO): RNA binding; RNA methyltransferase activity
Source: RefSeq, a predicted model, not a curated record